AUGCUCUUUUCGGGUGGUACUGCAGCUAAAUCCAAGAAGGACGACAAAAAAGAGAAGAAGCCGGAUAAGGUUAAGAAUUGUUGUAAGCAUGUUAUUGCAGAGGACCGUUAUGAAAUCCAAGAAAAUGCUUUUAUUCGCUGGGCGAAUUCGAUUGCGAACGAACCGAUACGCGAAAUCAGUGAUAUCGUCGACUCGAAAUUCUUAUUCAAUUUCGUUAAUUUGAUCACUGGAGAAAAAUUGGUGAACAGUGGAUCUCGAGCGCAAGAUGUCACGAAUGCAUUGCAUGCGAUCGAUGUUGAUGAUAGAUUUGCACAAGUAAAUGUCACCGAAUUAAUUGAUGGUAAUUCAAGAACGAUUUGUGGUGUUGUAUGGCAACUCAUUCAGAUCUUUUGGAAACGGUAUGCGCCUGAUGCAGUGAAAGAUCAAAAGCUUAUUGAGGUGAUCAAAUGUUGGUGUGUUGAACGAACGCAGCCUUUUGAAGAGGUUCAAGUGAAUGAUUUUACGUCAUCGUGGAGAGAUGGAUAUGCGAUCAACGCUAUUCUGCUGUCUUACAACUCUGAACUGUUCGAUAUGGAUAAUGUGAGGGAAAUGCGAGGUGAUGAACGCAUCGAACAUGCAAUGGGACUUGCUGAACGACACCUUAACGUCCCGCGGCUUCUAAAUCCCAAAGAUUUUCACAGUGAAUAUUUGGAUGUGAAGAGUGUCGUGACAUAUCUGAUGAUGAUGUAUUUGUCGAUAAAUGUUCAAGCACCUGAAGCACCCGCUUCAUCCAGUAAAAGAAACGAUCGCAAUAGUUCUGCUUCGCAAUCUUUAACAACAGUGAUAUUGCGAAAUGAUUCUCAGGAAUUGCCGCAUACUUUAGUUCAGCGAGCAUCAAGUUCACUUGUUGCUCGUCCAACAGUGCAACGACGAUCCUCGAUACCAGUUAACGUUUCAAAAAAUCAGCAACGGCCAGCGGCAAUCCAAACUGCUCAAGGACAGUACGCGGCCACCGGUUCGCAAGCUAUGGCUACUCAAGCAGCAGCAGCAUCACAAUAUUUACAACAGCAAAACACUCAAGGACAAUAUCAUGCUGAGCAGAACACUCCACUUCAAAUGCAGUAUUCAACCGAUCAACAACAACAACAACAACAAGCUCUAACUGCUUCUCAAGCUCAACAGUAUUUAUCUGGACAACAAGUAGCGUUGCAAGCACAGUAUUUAGCCGAACAAGCAAUAGCUCAAGCCACAGAACAGCAGAUCGCAUCUCAAGAAGCAUUGUUGAUAGCAGCCGCAGCUGUAGCAACACAACAACCAGUAGUAUUGCAGCAACAGCCUGCUGCUGCUGUGCAGAUACAACAAUCCAACCCACAAAUGGUCGCAGCACAGCCGUCAUUACCCCAGAUUGCACCUGUUACAUCUUCAGUUCUAAGCGAUGAAUAUGUCACUGAACAACAACCUUCAACUGAAGCAAUUGCUGACGAACCAGCAUCUGCAAUAAUCGACUCCCAAAAGUGUGCGCCAACCUUAGAACCAAUGCCAGUUGCACAACAAUUACCGGUUACAGUGCAGCAAUCCGUAAAUGUGCAGCAAGCACCGAUUCAGUCAUCGAUAGCCAUCAUUCACACUCGCCAUCCCUCAGCCGAAGAUCAGAUGAUGUUGGAAUCGAAUGAAGAUGUGAAUAAGCAAGAGCGUUGUUCAUCAUCAGUCAUCAAUCGACAAUCACUAGACGAGCCGCAGCAAGAGCAGAGUAAUUCAGCUCUGAAUCGUAUCCAACGUACCAGUUCAAUGUCUGAUCAAAAAAGCACUACCGAACAACAGCAACGACAUCACACAUCUUCAAAUCAGCCUACUGAAAGUAUUGAAAUGCGAUCACGAAAGUCAUCAAGUUCGAGCCAAAGAUCGUCACGAAGAAGUCGGAAGAGUACCGAAGAUACGAUCAGCGAAUACGAACUUUGUUUAGAGCAAGUGUUGGCAUGGCUUUUGGAGGCUGAAGAGCAAGCCAAUAGUAUGGGAUCGGUUGACGAAACUGACGUGAGAAAUUUCACUGAUUCUCUGAGGUAUUAUGGUGUAAUAAUUGGUGGUAUUCAAUUUGAAAAUUACAAUGUAGAAGUGGUAAAAGCUCAGUUCAGAGAGCAUGAACAAUUUAUGCAGUCUUUAACCGAAAGUCAAGAUAGUGUUGGUCGUGUUUUGCACAGAGGUCAACUUUUGUGUCAAAAGUUAGAAGAAGAAAAAAGUGCAGCGAUUCUUUCACAAUUGUUAAUGGUGAAUUCACGAUGGGAACGUGUCCGUGAACUUGCAAUGAACAGACAGAACUUGUUGCAGCAGCGUCUUAAUUCGUUGCAAUUCAAUCAACUAGAAGCCAUACGGAAUUGGCUUGAUAAGAUGGAAGAAGAGAUUGAGAAUGCGCCAUUAAUUACUCUUGAUGCGGAUGAGGCGCAAAAAUUGAUUCUCACUCAUGCUGAUGUUCAAGAGAAAAUUGAUGAGCAACAAAAGCUUGUACGUGCAUUAUCCACAUUUGUUGCGGUUGUUGAUGAUACGGACACUCAAUUGUCGUAUGAGAAUCUUGAGAAAUUGUUGCAUUCUGUUGGAGAAAGUACCAUUCUAUUAUUAAGAUGGAUGGUAAUUUGUGAAUGGGCAGAAUUAAGAACACGUCAACUGGAUGGUCUUCCGGCGUUGAUUACUCAAUACAAAUGUGCUCAGCAACAGUUAUCUGAGUGGCUUAGCAAUCGAGAAGAGGUGAAUUUCGAAGUUAUACGAGCAGUCGUUUUCGGGCAGUUAUUAAGUGGUGUAAACAUAAAGUAUGUGCAGCAGUUAGAGUCAACACUUGAAGCGGGUCAUUCGGAUUUCAUAUCACUUUCGCAGUUGGCUGUUGACCUGGUGGCCAAAUUGGAUGCUUCAAAUGGUGCGGCUGCGAAUCAUGUCAGACGUGAGGUGGAUACGAUUACUCAGCGAUGGGAUAAUAUCGUUACGAGGAUUGAUCAGCAAUCGCAAAUGUUGGUAAAGAGUGGUAAAGCUGAAGUACGCCAGUUACAGCGUGAACCUAAUGAAGGUGAUCACCAAAUGCAACAACCCCCUACAUCACCAGCUAAACUUUCAACGGUUCAAUUCACAUCGUUCGAACCAGUUGAAAAAGAACUCGGUACUUCAUCAACGUCAACUGUAUCUUGUAGUACAGUCAUAUCACCGGUUGAUAUCUUCAUCACGAACGUUAAACGCGUUUGUGACAAUCUUGAACCACUGAUUGAGUGGACGAACAACUUCUCAAUUUCGAAAAAUUUUGACGAUAUACGACCAGUCAUUCAGAUUUGUCAGGGUAAAUUACGUGAAAUCAAAGAGAAAGAAGCUGAAGUGAACGAACUUCAUGCCGAAUUGGAACGUAUUCAUAAUUUGGAUGUUGGAUCUGCGCAACUGCAUCUCGCCAACGAUACAUUCGAACAGUUCACUCGAAAGUGGUCUCGUAUUGUCACGAAAAUAUCUGACGCAUUGAAUACACUCUCUGCACAAGCUGAAGCUUCGUCUGAUGAGAAUUUCAACGAAAAAACAAACAGAAUAGCCACCGAAUUAGAUGAUUUCUUCGAUUCGGCACUGCAAAUCGUUUCGAACUGUUCACAAAUUUCGGCCGCAGAGCGUGAAACACGUCUGAAAAAAUUGCGUGAACAAUUGCGCGAUCAAGAAAAAAAUAUUGCAUUUCUGGAUACGAACUUAACAGAUCGACAACGAGCGAAUAUGUUGAAGAAUCGAGCCACUGAAUUGAGUAAUGCGAUUGAUAUGCUCGAUGAGAGUGGCACGUUCGUGGAUCGUUUCGAACGAUUUCUACGUACUCCAAUGGCGUCGGCUGGUGACUUGAAGCUGUUGAACGAGCAACUGACAAAGUGUGAAGUUGCAGCUGAUGAUUGCUGUGUUGAGGAAAUGCUGAAUGAAUUGAAAAAUGACUCAUCGAUGGAUGCAAAAUGUGAGCAACUCACAAAACUUGGCACUGCGAAACGAGACAGCAUCAGUGAAAUGUUGGAGAGAAGUCGUCAGUUCGAUGCGAAAAUUUCUGAUUCCGAGAACACAGUGCGUGAAUUUCGGGAACGUCUCGAAUCACUGAAAAGCGAGAAACUCGAAUUUCCAGAGCUCGUUGAUCAUUUCAAGAAACUACGUAACGAUUUUCAAAACGCGUGCGGUUUGCAAAAGGAGUCAACGGGAAUGGCAGAAGAGAUUGCCUCGUUGGCGGCAUGUAGUGAUGCAGCAAAUCGUAAUCAAAUACUCGAGCAGUUGAAAGAGCGAACUCAGUCGUGCACCAAUGCGUGGAAAUCAGUCGAAGAGAACAUUGACGAAAGUAUCAAUUUAAUCGAAAAAGAGAAUAAACGACUUCAACAAGGUUUGAUUCGUGAUUAUCGCGAUGCUGUCGAGGCGCUCUCUCAAGCAAUCGAUGGAAGUGCGGAAGCGGCUGAUGCUGAAGAAUUCAGUGAACAUCUUGAUGUUAGUCCGUUUUUCGUGCUUUAUCUUAAAUAUGUCUUCUAUAUUCAUUGGACUUGUACACGACAGGUCUGUGAAACAUUGGAGAGCUUAGGAGCACAGUUCUGGGACUGUUAUUAUAUUUCAUAUAGUCGUCAGACCGACUUAUUUUCUAACUUGCGUUUUUUUGCAUCUCGAAUUCGAGCUGUUAUGCUCUCUGUCCUAAGCGAAUGUGAAUUCAUCGCUUAUUCAGAUCGAAUAAUAUCCGAUAUCAGGUCUAAAUGUGAGACACUGUUAAUGAAAGAUAAAUCUUUGCAGAAUUUGGAACGAUUGACUGAAAAAGUUGAAGCGGCAGGUAGUGCCGUGAGCAUAAAUCCUGAAGGAGAAGGCUCUCUAUCAAAACAGGUAGCUGAUAUAAAGAAGGCACAUACGUUAACGAUGCAGCGUACCAAGGAGCGUAUCGAUGAGUUGGAGUGCGCUAUUCGUGGGUGUGAACAAUUCGAGAGUUCAUUAGCUGAAUGUCAAGCGUGGUGCAAUCAUGUGCAAUUGAUUCUUUCAUGUCGUGCCGCCAACGAUAUCUCCGCAUUAGAUGUUCCACAUGAAUACAAAAAUGCGUUCGUAUCUGGCACACUCGUUUCGCAGUUGCAAACUGAAUUCGACGAUUUUGAACGUUGCAUUCAAAGUUUACGAGAAUUCGUCACAAAGAAUGCUAGCGACUGGGGAUCCUCAGAACGACUUCAGCUUCAGUUGGAUCACGUUGCGAGGCAGUUCGAUGAUUUGAUGGCUAAAUUUGUCGAGUUCAAGCAGCCGAUUGGACUAGAAGAGAAAGCCGAGCGAAUAGCGCGCGAGACAGCUGAGAUGGAGAACAGCGUUGACGAGCUGACUGGAUUGGAUGCGAAUGCGUGCCCAUCGGCGCUUGAUCAUGCACGUCAGAUUAGUAGACGUUUAGCACAGGUAAAAGCCGAUCUCGAAGACUUGCUUGAGUCGGAAAAGAAAUUGGUCGAAGAACGCAUAUUAGAACCGGCUGCCGAAGAGGAAAUAUCAAAGAAACUCAAUGACACAGUGGCAAAGUUGAACAUAGUUGAACAACGGAGCGCUGAUAUCGUGAAUCGUUUGGAAAAAUGUAUAUCGUUGCUGGAUCGUCUGAAGUCUGAUUUGACGCAUUUGGAUAGAAUCGUAGACGACGUCGAGUCGAAAUUGGGCACUUUCCUACAGUCUGAAAACUUCCAAAUCACAGAAGAUGAUCGCGCCACAUUGGAAGCACUUCAAAGCGAUCUCAACAAAAAUGAAUCAUCACUGACAUCGAUUGAAGAGAUCGCUGAAAGUUUGCGGAGAGAAUCGGUAAAAGUCGAUGAUUCAGAGAUUGAGAAACGUUGGAAACGAAUACGACGUGUUCAUGGUGAUUUACGUGCCUGGAUUGAUACAGUUAAUAGUAUGACUGAAGAUGGCGGGUCAAUGUUGAAUCAGUUUGAAUCACUUUACGCGAAACUCGAAAAAGCAAUCACUCAUAUGGAAAGCAUUGAGUUUGUUGAGGACUUAUCCGAAGCGUUGGAAAGAAAUCGCGCUGAGAAAACGUUAUUGACUGAAAGAUAUCGACGCUUACUGAAGACGAACGCGAAUGUGGAAACCAAGUUCUCGUUGCCGUUAUCACAGUUGGAGGAUCGUUGGAAUGAGUUGGAAAAGAGAUGGGAAAGAUCGUGGAUGUCUUCUCGGGUACGAGCCAAAUCUCCGCCGCAGUUACGACGGGCGGAAAUGAAGGGCGACUUCGGGGAACAAAUCAAUUCGUUAUACAGUAUUUUUAAAAUAGCUAAUGAUUAUAUCGAUUUUGAAAGCUAUCCGGUCACAUCAGUUGCGCAGUGGUCCGAUCGCAUCCAGGAUGUUAGUGAUUGGUUGGACGAAUAUGGAGGUUGUUUGAAGCGUGUUUUGGAAGAAGGACGUAAAUUAGCGAGUGGCGGUCGUAUGGAAUUGGAUGUGCACGAUGCGUUGGAGAGCCUCGAUAAAGUUGUCGAUCUUGCAAAUCAGGUGGAAUCAGGUGUUAAAGCAAGCAAAUCACUUCUGGUGCCAGUACAGGCCAAAGCGGAUGCACUUGAGAGGGAUAUUCGAACAAUGCGUGAUGUAUUAGCGCAACUGGCUGCUCGUGAUCUGACUGAACCAUCAGUUGCAAGUGCAACACAACGUGAUUUAUUGGAUCGUCAAGUGCAGUUGGAGUAUUUGCAUAGGAAAAGUGACGAUGUUCAUCGUUGUUUGCCCGGCUCAUCACCGAAUCAAUUGAACACAUCGAUGAAUGAAAUUUCUGGGAUGGUGCGUAAAAUUGAAGAGCAAAUCGCAGUUGCGAUACGAAAAGGGGUUAUUGGUGACGAUACGGACGCCGAUAUUGAUGGCGGUUUGGAUGUAGAGGGCGAUUUGCAGUUGGAUGAAAAUGUGAAUGCAGAGGAUAUGCAGCAGCAACAACAGCACAAUGCUCUUUCAGCAAAACGCUCGCAACAAGCCAUGAAAGACACUGAUACCGUAUCAAUGUCUAGUGCUGGAGCUCAGUCAUUGGCCUUGGAAGUUCAGGAAACUGAGGAUGAGCGGUCUCGUUUGGAAUAUGUGAGCAAGUCAACGACACGAAUGGAUGAUAAUGGUGAAAAACUGGAGGCGAUAGGGUCAAUUUAUGUGGAAAUGGAUCGAAUUGAAGAAGCACUUUCGAAAUCUGAUCCAUUCCCAUAUUCAAAUCUGAACACCAAAAAACAACAACUUGAGAUGAUGACUAAAACCUUAAAUCACGUUCAACAUGCCAUUGAUGAUUCACAAAUGACAAUGGACCUAAUGGAGAGCGAAGCGGCGCAAGAACGACUGGAUGCACUCCGUUAUUCCAGUGUGCAACGUUGCAAGGAGGUUGAUGCACUGAUCCGGUCGUGGGAUAGUCUCGAGUUGAAUCUAGCUACAAGUGAUGAAUUGGUGAAGGCGUUGGAUAAGAUGUUGAACGAUGUGCAUGGUCGUAAUAAGUCACCGGAUUUGGAUGAACUCGACUCUUUGUCACUUUCAUUCGAAGAUGCAUUGCAACGUGCACUCGCACAAAUUCAACACACCUCACUUAAGGCUGAGCCAAUAAUUGCACAAAUGGAUGACGAGCACGCAGAUGUUCUUCGUGAUCGAUUGCGUGAUGUGGGUGAACGUUGGAAGCAGUGUGAGGAUGCGGUCAGAGAAAAGAGGCGCAGAUUUGACGAGCGACUCGCUGAUCAGUCUGAACUCAACAAUCUCAUCGAACUGCUUGAUUUUUGGUGCGAUGAAGCAGAAGCCGAGUGUGCAACGGCAAUAAAUUCGCUGAACGGUUGUGUAAUCACGGAAAUUAAUGAUCGGAUAGCGGAACGUCUUUCGGAUUACGAAACAAAACGUGAAAGUUUGCGUAACGUUGAACGUUUAAAAGAUCGCUUAGUGAAUGCGCAGCUCGCCGAUCCAUCCACGAAACAUCGCACUCGGCGGAUUGUUUCUGAACUCGGUAAACGCAUCAGCAGUAUCAGAGGUAUAUUGACAGAACGCAAGACUGAAUUGGAUGCUCUAGUUGAUGCGGCUAAGCAAUUUCAGAUCGACAUUUCAACUCUUCAGCAGUUCUGUGAUAAAUGUGAAAAAGCCAUACAAAUAGUUGAAAACGCGAAAAUUUUUGUUCCAUCUGGGAGUGAUCUCGAUUAUGUUCGAUCUCGACAAGAUCAAAUGGAUGCUUUGGCAAUUUCACUUCAGGAUCGCUGGAGGAAAGCUUGCUUGGAGGAGCCACCUCCUGAUGAUCGCCAAAAAACUCUCGUCGAAGACGUGUUCAGAAUGUGGCUGAAAGCAAAGCAGAGAAUUUCUGAGAAGGCUGAUGUACAAACACUCGCGCAGGAUUCGUCAUCGUCCGAGGCGAUGAUCGAGGAUUCGGAAACGAAGAGCGCGUUAACACCCAACGGCGUAAUGGAUGAGAAAUUGGAUCAGUCAGUGAGUGAAUAUGGAACGUUAAGUGAAGUGGUUGCGGUAGGUGAUGAGUGCCAGCCUCAACUGCCUCAACUUUCACAUAAGGAGCAUACGCUGUUGAAUAGUAUCGUGCAGUUACGACACUGGCUUGCUGAAACAGAGCGUGACGCUGCAUUAACCGUUGACCUCAUUGAUGUUCAAGCUAUACGUGAUUCGGUCAAUCAGAUGCAGGCCUUCAUCGAGCAGUUGAGAAUUCGACAAUUGGAAUUGCUUCGGAUUUUGGAUGAAAGUGGCUCAGAGCUGGUUAGAGAGAAGACUGAAUUAACGUUAGGUGAAUGGACUCGUGUGUUAAAUGAGUGUCAACGACGUAAAUGUCAAUUGAACAAAAUGGUUGAUGAAAGCCGAAGUUGGGAACAGUUGAGAUGUAGUGUGCAAUUGUUAUCAGACGGUGGUAAAGUGACUGAACUAACAGAGGAUGCGCUGCGAUCCGAAUUGAAAGAUGUAGAACAAAUUAGUGAGGGUAUUGAAGAGAUGCGAAACAAAAUGACUGAACUGAACGCUCGAAGUAAUGCGCUGCUGGAUGAAUUUCGCGCAGACGAAGGCCACAAUUUGUCACAUUCAACGUCGAAAAUGAACACUUUAUGGAGUAAAUUCAAUGAUAAUAUUCGAAUUCGACGCGCUGUUCUUGAAGCAGCGAUUCGUGCGAGGAGUGAUUUUCAUUCGGCAUUACUGCAAUUAGAACAGUGGCUUGAUCGCAUCGAGUCCAGCUUAAGCACACUCAAUGAAUCAACUUCAAAUAUGCAGUCACUAAAAGAUUCGAUUAAACGCAAAGAAUGGAUCGACAAUGAAAAGAGUGUUCGUGCUGAGAUUGAUGCGCAUGAUGAUGUUGUCCGAUCGGUUGAUCAAAUGGGUACGAAAUUGGUUAGAAGUGUCGAGGAUGUUAAUGAGCGUGAACGUCUCUCGAAACGUUUGCAGAAUGUUAGUGAGCGAUGGCGCAAAUUGGCUAGUUUAGCAGAUGCGAUCAGGUCACGAUUGACGAACGCUCAGGAGGAAUGGGAACGGCUUGUUUCGCAAUUGUCUGAGAAUAUCUAUUGGUGUGACACACAGAGUAAUGCUCUUCUUGACGAACAGCCUUUGGGUGGAUCGUUGGCUCAUGUACAACAGCAAAACGAAUUUGUUAAAAACCUCGAACGCGAAAUAGAGCGCAGACAACGCAGUAUUGACGAGUGCAUAACGCUGUCACACAGCUACCUCAUGCAGCACGACCUGCGUCCACGUAUGCACACGCCAAGUGCAUUGGCUUCACCCAGUGAUGAAACACAACGUAUCGUCGAUAUUGCAGUGGAUUCGAAUGCGGAGUUACGACGUGUUGGUAUUCAAAUCAAAUCUAAUAGUGAGAAGCUGUCGAAGAAAUGGAAUGAAUUGAAGAAGCAGGUCAACGUUUGGUCUCGAAUCAUCGAUGAUGCACAUGCAAAAAUGGAACAACUAACAGCUGCGAUUGCCGAAUGCCAACUUGCUCUGUCGAAUAUGGAAUCGAAUAUGGAGAAUGUUAAGCCUGUUGAAGAGUUACGUUUGGAAGAGCUGACAACUGCUGUGGACGAUAGCGAUAAUCUGAAAGAGUGUUUGGCACGAACACGAAUGCACAUCGAUGACGCGAACGACUGCAGUGGACAGUUGCUCGCAUCUGACGUGGAUCUCGCACCUGAACUUAGUGCGCAGCUUAAGUCUGUAAAUGAAAGAUUCUCGAAAUUGAAAGUAGAUGUAAAAGUUCGUGUAGCAGCUUUGGAGCACGCAAUCGCCGAUUUUGGACCGUCCAGUCAGCACUUCCUUAUGAACAGCGUUCAACCGCCAUGGCAGCGUGCUGUCUCUUCGACUAAUCACCUUCCGUAUUACAUAAAUCAUGAAAAUGAAUUGACGCAGUGGGAUCAUCCAGUGAUGGUUGAAAUCAUGGAGAAAUUGACCAAUUUUAAUCAAGUAAAAUUCAGCGCCUAUCGAACUGCCAUGAAAAUGCGUGCAAUUCAAAAACGACUUUGUUUGGAUCUACUGAGUUUACAAGAGUUGGAUGUUAAGUUGCAGUCGUUGAAUUCGGCUUGGGGUGAACAACGACUAGCUGUUAAAGAUGCUGUCAUGUGUUUGGUACCACUCUUCGAAUCAGCACAUGACAAAUUUCCGCAUUUAAUUCGUUCCAUACCUCUUGCUGUCGAUCUUUUUCUCAAUUUUAUGUUCAACGUUUACGAUCCAUCACGUGACGGUACACUUCGUACGUUUUCGUUCAAAGUGGCGCUUGUCGUUCUGUGUAACGCAAAUUUAGAGGAUAAAUACAAAUAUCUCUACUCAUUGAUUUCUACAAGUGAAGGAGUCGAUCAAAAACGUCUCGCAUUGCUUCUAUACGAUAUUAUUCACAUUCCAAAAUUUCUUGGGGAAGCGGCAGCUUUCGGUGGCUCAAAUGUGGAGCCGUCGGUACGUUCGUGUUUUGAGACGAUCAAGUUUGGGCGCACAAUAUCAGUGGACGACUUUUUAGCGUGGCUAAAGAAAGAACCGCAGAGUAUUGUGUGGUUACCUGUUAUGCAUCGAUUGGCUAGCGCUGAAUUCGCAAAGCAUCAGGCAAAGUGUAAUAUUUGCAAGAUGUUUCCGAUCAUUGGUCUGCGUUAUCGAUGCCUGCGAUGUUUCAAUGUUGACGUUUGUCAAAAUUGUUUUUUCAGUCAACGUUUAGCAAAAAAUCACAAAUUGUCACAUCCAAUGCAAGAAUAUUGUUUGCCGACAACAUCCGGCGAAGAUGUUCGUGAUUUCGGUAUAAUUGUUAAGAAUAAAUUGCGAUCAUCGAGUAGAACUCGAAUUGGUUAUUUACCCGUGCAGACGGUUGAUGAAGGUAUUCCAAUCGAGACAACUGGUGUUACGCCAAUCAAUCCCUUAACUGAACCUCUUCACAAUCAAAUGCAUCUUUGUGCGCAAAGAUUAUGGCGUGCACGUGGCGAGGAUGAGCCUGCUGCACCAGUGGUGGUUGAUGCAAUCGAAGAACCACCCGGUAGUAUUGAACUAAAAUCACCUUUGCAAUUGCUCUCACAAGUGGAACAAAUGCAUAAAGAAGAACUGGAUCAAGUUCUGCAUAAAUUACAACAUGAGAAUAGAGAAUUGAAGAAAGAAAUUGAAAGAAGGAAAAAUUUCGAAGGGGUUGGAUCAACACCAAAUCUGACACAUGCGCCGGUUCGUAACGCGAAUUUGAGCAUGGCAAGCGGUCGUUCAGUGCCCUCACUUCCGAACUCUACUGACGAGCAAUUAUUACGAGAAGCGCAUUUGUUGCGACAGCAUAAGGAACGACUCGAGCAAAGGAGUCGUAUAUUGGAAGAUCAGAAUCGUCAGCUUGAAGUGCAGUUGGCACGGCUUCGUACUGUCAUUUCACAGCAAAACAACACUGGAGGCAGCGAAGAGAAUGAGGGUGGACGUGAUGAGCACGAGUUGAGUACAGCGUCAGGAGAAGAUGAAGAAACGCCAGGCUAUGAUGCACAUCCGAAUCGGAUGCAUUCGUUGAUCGCAUCCGUGGAUCAGUUGGGACGUGCAAUGCAUUCGUUGAUUGCAUCUGUGGUUAAUGAUGAUGAACAAAACGAUGAGGACGAUGAUGAGAUAUCGGUGCACUGA
Messenger RNA from Anisakis simplex (herring worm), 11985 nucleotides. The record is from the annotation of a GenBank genome assembly. NCBI's taxonomy places the organism in Eukaryota, Metazoa, Nematoda, Chromadorea, Rhabditida, Anisakidae.